Malania oleifera is the source of this 2172-nucleotide messenger RNA. Its product is annotated as chaperonin CPN60-like 2, mitochondrial. Lineage: Eukaryota; Viridiplantae; Streptophyta; Magnoliopsida; Santalales; Ximeniaceae. The transcript has 18 exons. Bases 190 to 1911 code for a protein of 573 amino acids. Gene Ontology annotation, cellular component: mitochondrion; cytosol. Gene Ontology annotation, molecular function: ATP-dependent protein folding chaperone; ATP binding. Gene Ontology annotation, biological process: protein refolding. The record is from RefSeq and is a predicted model, not a curated record.
CGGGCUAAAACCCUACUCCUUCUAAACCCUCCCUCUCUCGGGUCUCCACUGAGUAUACCGAAGGCUGCCUAUUCUUCCUCUGCCCUCUGCCCUCUGCCCUCUGCCUCUCUCUCUCUCUCUCUCUCUCUCUCUCUCUCUCUCUCUCUCUCUCUCUCUCUCUGUGCGCCCGCGGGCGUGAGUUUUGGAGCCAUGAACAGGGUAGUUGCAGCCUUUGCUUCUUCGGUCAGGACCUCUAAUUCCAAGAAACUCAUAUGCAGUAGGAUCAUAUGUAGUAGAAAUUAUGUUGCCAAGGACAUCAACUUUGGAAUUGGGGCCCGGGCAGCCAUGCUUCAGGGUGUUAAUGAGCUUGCAGAAGCUGUAAAAGUCACGAUGGGGCCUAAGGGUCGCAACGUAAUUAUUGAGAAAAGUCAUGGCAAUCCCAAGGUCACAAAGGAUGGUGUUACUGUUGCCAAAAGCAUCAAAUUCAAGGAAAAAGAAAAAAAUAUUGGUGCUGAUCUUGUAAAGCAGGUUGCUCGUGCUACUAAUUCUGCUGCUGGAGAUGGUACAACUUGUGCAACUGUCCUGACUCAGGCAAUAAUCACUGAAGGCUGCAAGUCAGUAGCUGCUGGAGCAAAUGUAAUGGAUUUGCGUAGUGGUAUUAAUAUGGCAGUUGAUGCUGUUAUCUCUGAGUUGAAGAGCAGAGCAGUUAUGAUAAGUACGCCUGAAGAAAUUACACAGGUUGCCACAAUCUCUGCAAAUGGCGAACAUGAAAUUGGAGAAUUGAUAGCAAGAGCAAUGGAGAAAGUUGGAAAGGAAGGAGUCAUUACUGUUGCUGAUGGAAACACUUUGGACAAUGAAUUGGAAGUGGUGGAAGGAAUGAAGCUAGGGAGGGGUUAUAUAUCUCCUUAUUUUAUUACAGAUGGGAAGGCCCAAAAAUGUGAGCUGGAGAAUCCCCUUAUCCUUAUCCAUGAUAAGAAAAUUUCAGACAUGAACUCACUAGUGAAAAUAUUGGAGUUGGCUGUACAGAAAAAUAGAGCGCUUCUAAUAGUGGCUGAGGAUUUGGAGAGUGAUGUGCUAGCAAUGCUUGUUCUCAACAAACACCGAGCUGGGGUUAAGGUUUGUGCCAUUAAAGCUCCUGGUUUUGGUGAAAGCAGAAGAGCAAAUUUGGAUGAUCUUGCUAUUCUUACUGGAGGAGAGGUUAUCUCUGAAGAUCGUGGUUUGAGCCUUGACAAAGUCCAUGUUGGAAUUCUUGGUGCUGCCAAAAAUGUCACCAUCUCAGUUGAUGACACUAUUAUUUUACAUGGUGGUGGAGACAGGAAGCUGAUUGAAGAAAGGUGUGAGCAGCUCAGGACAUCGAUGGAGACUAGUGCUGCCACGUUUGACAAGGAAAAAGCACAGGAGCGUUUGUCAAAGCUAUCUGGUGGUGUUGCUGUUUUCAAGGUUGGAGGUGCUAGUGAAGCAGAAGUUGGAGAAAGGAAAGAUAGGGUCACAGAUGCUUUGAAUGCCACAAGAGCAGCUGUGGAAGAGGGUAUUGUUCCAGGUGGUGGUGUUUCUCUGCUUUAUGCUGCAAAAGUUCUGGAGAACCUUCAAACUUCAAAUGAUGACCAGAAAAGAGGAGUCCAAAUAAUUCAGGAUGCUCUUAAGGCUCCCACAUUCACUAUAGUUUCAAAUGCUGGUGUGGAUGGUGCUUUAGUCCUUAGCAAACUGUUGGAACAAGAUGAUAAUAGUUUGGGUUAUGAUGCCGCCAAAGGUGCAUAUGUUGACAUGGUGAAAGCUGGAAUUAUAGACCCUCUUAAGGUUGUUAGAACAGCCUUGGUAGAUGCUGCAAGUGUCUCAUUGCUAUUGACAACGACAGAGGCAGCCGUUGUGGAAUGCCCAGGUGAGAAAAAUCCAGCUGCUAACCGCGUGCCGGAUAUGGAUGAUUUAUACUGAUUUUGAGUGAAUGAAGUCAUUUUUGAGUUUGGGGCAGGCUUUGCUGGAGAGGAAACAUACCGAUGUUUUUAUUCCUUAUUGGGUUGUUGUUCUUUGCGAGAGUUGUUACAAUGUGCAUUUGGGAAAGUCAUAUUUUGAUUCACAUUUACGAUUGUUAUAAAAGAAAUAUUGUUAUUUUUAGCUGGGAACGAAAUGAUGUGUUUUGAUGCACAAACUGAUGCCAUUUUAUUUCAAAUACAUGAGCAGACUGUUGAGAUUGAA